Messenger RNA from Linum trigynum, 841 nucleotides. The record is from the annotation of a GenBank genome assembly. NCBI's taxonomy places the organism in Eukaryota, Viridiplantae, Streptophyta, Magnoliopsida, Malpighiales, Linaceae.
CUCUCUCCCAGUUCCAAAACUCACUUCUUCCCUUCUCUAUACUCUUCCUUUUCCUCCGCCGCCAUCAUGAAGAACUUCUUACCAGCGUCAAUCAUCGUCGCAGUCAGGCCCUCUGGGACGCCGUGGUUGGUCUCCAUGAAGAACCCUCAGUUGGGACAGACGGCUGUGAGGUCGCGAUGAUCUCAGAGCGACAUUCGGGAGAGGAAGAGAGGAGCAACAAAAAGACAAUGGUGGGAAUCAUCCACAUGCAACAGAUCCAUAUCCCUCUUCCGUCCAUCUCAUCGCCGGAUCUGAAUAAUCCCGAAACAGAUACAGGAGAGAGCAACAAGGGAGGGAAGAGGAAACCACACGAUGCGGUGGCGGCCAGGGUAAAUUGGGGUCGACCCUCCCUCUGUCCCUCACUCAUCUCCCAACCGGCCAACGACGAAGUGGCGCUUCCUCUUCCCCAGCCGCCGGUGACGAGUCGUCUCCUCCCUCCUCUGCUCAAGCUCUCCCUUUCCUCUUCUCUCCUUCACACCAUAGGAGUCGCCGUGGUCGUUGGAAGAGACAUCGGAGCUGCCGGAGCCGUCGAAUCUGCUACUCUGCCUCGAAAGUUUUUCUAGUCGCAGAGAGGAGAGGAAUCCUUGACGGUUGUCGGAUAAUCAGAAUAGUAAUCGUUACCGGCAAGCCGGUUAGUCGUUAUACCGGAAGUUACUCGAUACCGCUUGUCGGCCGCAGAUUUGGGCAUCUCGGUAUACCGAUAACCGGUUACUCAGUAACCGGUUAUACCGGUAUCGACCGAUUAGCAGCCUUGCCCUUUGGUUAUGUAGGUAAGAAGAGGGAAUUAAAUUAAAUUCUUACC